Molecule: messenger RNA, 1731 nt
Organism: Balearica regulorum gibbericeps (East African grey crowned-crane)
Lineage: Eukaryota; Metazoa; Chordata; Aves; Gruiformes; Gruidae
Source: RefSeq, a predicted model, not a curated record
AUGUUCCUCUGCCCACAGCAGCAGCACGAGGACCUGUCCGCUAAGAAGCUGCGGCUGACCAAGCCCAGCAAGUCAGCAGCGCUCCAUGUUGACCUGUGCAAAGCCACCUCGCCUGCAGAUGCCUUGCAGUACCUGCUCCAGUUUGCCAGGAAGCCCGUGGAAGUGGAGAGUGUGGAAGGGGUUGUCAGGAUCCUGCUGGAGCAUUAUUACAAGGAGAGCGAUGCCUCCGUAAGAUUGAAGAUUGCUUCCUUGCUGGGCUUGUUAUCGAAGACUGCAGGAUUUUCCCCAGACUGCAUUAUGGAUGAUGCCAUUAACACGCUUCAAAAUGAGAAGUCUCAUCAAGUCCUCGCUCAGCUGCUGGACACGCUGUUGGUGAUCGGCACAAAGCUCACGGAGAAUCCGUCUGUCAGGAUGAGACUCGUAGAGGUAGCCUGCAAGCAUCUGACAGAUUCUUCCCAUGGUGUAAGAAAUAAGUGUCUUCAGUUAAUCGGCUGUCUUGGACCAGUGGAGAAAGGUGUUGCAAAAGAAGUUGAAAGCCAGGCUGCCAAAGAUGUCCAGAAGAUAAUAGGAGAUCACUUUAACGAUCAGGACCCUCGUGUUAGGACCGCAGCUAUAAAAGCCAUGCUGCAGCUUCAUGAAAGAGGAUUAAAAUUACAGCAGGCUAUUUACAGUCAGGCCUGCAAGCUGUUGGCAGAUGAUUAUGAGCAAGUGCGCAGUGCUGCAGUUCAGCUAAUUUGGGUCCUCAGUCAACUUUACCCUGAAAGCAUCGUCCCGAUUCCUUCUUCUAAUGAAGAAAUUCGCUUGGUUGAUGAUGCAUUUGGAAAAAUUUGUCAUAUGGUUAGCGAUGGUUCCUGGGUUGUUAGAGUACAAGCUGCUAAGUUAUUGGGUUCUAUGCAACAAGUUAGCUCCCAUUUCUUAGAGCAGACCCUUGACAAGAAGCUCAUGUCAGAUCUGAGGAGGAAGCGCACAGCGCAUGAACGAGCCAAAGAACUCUACAGCUCUGGGGAGUUUUCAAGUGGCAGAAAGUGGGGAGAUGAUGCUCCCAAAGAAGAAAUUGAUACAGGUGCUGUAAACUUGAUUGAAUCAGGAGCUUGUGGGGCCUUUGUUCAUGGCCUGGAAGAUGAGAUGUACGAAGUUCGAAUUGCUGCGGUUGAAGCCCUCUGUAUGUUAGCUCAGUCCUCGCCUUCUUUUGCGGAAAAAUGCCUGGAUUUUUUGGUUGACAUGUUUAAUGAUGAAAUUGAGGAGGUGAGAUUGCAGUCAAUACACACAAUGAGAAAAAUUUCCAACAACAUCACGCUGCGGGAAGACCAGCUGGAUACCGUGUUAGCUGUCUUGGAGGAUUCUUCAAGGGACAUUCGGGAAGCGCUUCAUGAACUGCUGUGUUGCACCAAUGUCUCAACUAAAGAAGGCAUCCAUCUUGCACUCGUGGAGCUGCUGAAAAACCUGACGAAGUAUCCCACAGACAGAGAAUCCAUAUGGAAAUGUUUGAAGUUCUUGGGAAGCAGGCAUCCCACUUUGGUGCUUCCAUUAGUCCCAGAGCUGCUCAGCACACAUCCAUUCUUUGACACUCCAGAACCAGACAUGGAUGACCCAGCGUACAUUGCUGUGCUGGUUCUGAUUUUUAACGCUGCUAAAAGUUGCCCAACGAUGCCUGCCCUGUUCUCUGAUCAUACAUUCAGACAUUACGCCUAUCUUCGGGACAGCCUCUCUCAUCUGGUGCCUCCGUUAAGA